UCAUCGCAGUCGGUCAACAUGGCGGCGUCCUGUGUGCGAACCGUGGGAUUGAUUUUCGUAAAAUGUGGGAACUGCAGCCCGAGUUUAAACACAGUCGCGUCGCAUUUAAGCCGACAGGUCCUGAGCAGGCAGAUAUGUGUGAGCUCUGCCCUCCACAAAAAGAACCUGGCGGCUGCAGGUCCGGAAAAGUUCACGAUGGAGUUCAUCCAGAAGCAGGUGGAGGAGUAUAACAUCGGGAAACGGCACCUGGCUAACAUGAUGGGAGAGGACCCCGAGAACUUCACCCAGGAGGACAUAGAUAGGAGCAUUGCCUACCUCUUCCCCUCAGACCUGUUUGAGAAGAAAGCCCGGCCCCUCAUGAAGCAUCCAGAGGAAAUAUUUCCAAAGACAAGAGCUAUCCAGUGGGGACCGGACGGCCGGCCAUUCCACUUCCUGUUCUACACUGGCAAACAGUCCUACUACUCCAUGAUGUAUGACACAUUCGCCAAAAUCCAGAAAAUAUCGAGAUACCAAGAUCGUCUGAGAGUCAAGGGACUCUUCUCCCAGGACGUCAAGCAGAUCUCUCUAGGCACAAGCAGGUGGCUCACAAAGGAAGAGCUGGAAGCAAUGCUGGUUGAGUCCAUCUCCAUUCAUGAUUACAAUCGCUUCAUCCAGCUGAUGGGGCGCCUGGUGUCCAUGCCCUACAGCCACACAGAGGAGGAGUUUGUCCUGGGUUACCGCCGCCAACUAGACGUCCAAUCCAAGAAGCAAAUGGUGCCGACGCUGGAGAGAGAUGACAGGGGCGUGGCCUUCAGCACUGCAGAAGGUCGGAGGAAGACGGCGACCUCUUCUGUUAUUCUUAAAGACUGUGGCUCCGGACGCAUCACCAUCAACAACACGGACUACCUGCAGUACUUCCCCGUACUACAAGACAGAGAGCAGCUGAUGUUCCCGCUUCAGUUCACGGGCAUGUUGGGACGCUUUGACCUGGAGUGCACCGUGAGUGGCAGCGGGAGGUCCAGCCAGGCGGGGGCGCUGCGGCUCGCCAUCUCUCGGGCCCUGCUCAGCUUCCUGUCUGAGGGGGAGAUGGAGACCCUGAGACAAGCUGGUCUGCUGACCCCCGACCCCAGAGUGAGGGAGAGGAAGAAGCCAGGCCAGGAGGGAGCACGAAAGAAAUUCACCUGGAAGAAACGCUGAAGAGGAAAAUCACCUCACCUGAACUCAAAUACGUAACAUUCACACUGACCUCUGGUGUUAAUGUUCCCCCAGCUGAACUGAUUCCUUAACUGUUUACCAGAGGGUGUGUCACUGGUGUCGUUUAUUUAAGCUCCAAGAAGACCAAACGGCUGAAUGUCAUCAUGCAUUCUCACAGGCGGCCAUGUUUGAAGAUGCUGCCCAGACUGAACAAGCUGCAGUGAGUCUCUUCAGCCACCAGAUGGCAGUGUGUAUCAAGGAAUAAAUAACAAAGAUAAAUAUGUUUAUCAGUAUAUUAAACAAUAAAUAAUGUUUUUCAUAUAAAA
Messenger RNA from Epinephelus fuscoguttatus (brown-marbled grouper), 1499 nucleotides. It is a transcript of the gene mrps9, whose product is annotated as mitochondrial ribosomal protein S9. Gene Ontology annotation, cellular component: ribosome; mitochondrial small ribosomal subunit. Gene Ontology annotation, molecular function: structural constituent of ribosome; RNA binding. Gene Ontology annotation, biological process: translation. NCBI's taxonomy places the organism in Eukaryota, Metazoa, Chordata, Actinopteri, Perciformes, Serranidae. Bases 19 to 1176 code for a protein of 385 amino acids. The transcript has 11 exons. The record is from RefSeq and is a predicted model, not a curated record.